CCGCCACUCCCUCGUUCUUCCCUCUCCGCCUCUGGGCCCCCGCCAUAAACGCUCGCCUCCUCCCCGCCUCCCGCUGCUGUCCUCCCGCCCUACCUCGGGACACACCCGCCCGCCCGCCUCCCCUCCGCCACUCCAGUCCACCGGUCCCCUUCGUACCCGUGACUAUGACCACGAUGGCCAGCAACCGCGACAAGCUCAUGGCCCUGCCCUCCGUCAAGUGCUCCCUCUCUUCGCUUCCCCAGGCGACGAGCAUGGACGGCGUUCGGCUCCACCCCAGCAUGACCAUGACGGUCCAGCAAACGGCUGCCAGCGCGGCAAAGCUACAAAAAGCUCUCCAGAGCAACGCCUCUCGCGGGCCCAACUCCACCAGCAGCGCUGCCUACCCCGCCGCUGCACCUCCGCCAGCACGGAGUCAGAAAAAGUUUUCGGUCUGACUCACCGCGGUCGGCCCCUAGGGGACUCCUCCCGCCCCCCAUCGAUCGCUUUCUCUCUUCUUCCGGGUUUAUCAGGCACACCGCGCGCGUCGCGCCAUCGCACGAUCGCAACAACAUUACGGGGAACAUCGCCAGCACCGCUACGAUAUAUUAUAUUCAUAAUCCUGGCCCUACGCAUUCCUACCGUCGCCGCCUUCUGGGUUACACUUACCUUUUUCGUCCUUCGCACAUUAACUACUACUCGCUACCGCACUCCGCACACUAGACGACCGGUUUUCUCUCUCUCUCUCUCUCAUCUUAUCCUCUCUCCCGCUUCCCAUCGCGCAAAUCUGUAUCGCUUAUCCUCUCCCUCCCCGUCCUCGCAAAUCAUUC
Messenger RNA from Punctularia strigosozonata HHB-11173 SS5, 806 nucleotides. RefSeq lists its product as uncharacterized. NCBI's taxonomy places the organism in Eukaryota, Fungi, Basidiomycota, Agaricomycetes, Corticiales, Punctulariaceae. The record is from RefSeq and is a predicted model, not a curated record. The annotation marks the transcript as partial. The transcript is spliced from 3 exons.